GCGCUGCUGCACUUCCUUGUUUUCCUAAAGUAACCCGCGGGCUCGUUAUGGCUGUGUAUUUAGUGCAACUCCGGGCUCCGGUCUGGUCGUUGUUGAAGAGUGCGGCUCAGUGCACGAGGAGUUUCGGGAGCCGUGCAGAGACCGGGAAGUUGACUGUGCGCUGUGAGAAGGAUGGCGUGAGGGAUAUUAUUCUCAACAAUCCAAAGAAAAGGAAUGCCCUGUCCCUGGCUAUGCUGAAUUCUCUUCAAGCUGACAUUCUCCAUGAGGCAGACAGCAGUGCGCUGAGAGUUAUAAUUAUUUCAGCUGAAGGUCCAGUAUUUUCAUCAGGCCAUGACUUAACAGAGCUAACAUCAAAGCAAGGACCUGAGCAUCACAAGAAAAUCUUUGAGACUUGUGCAGAGGUGAUGAACCUGAUUCAAGAUAUUCCAGUGCCAGUUAUAGCUAAAGUAAAUGGUACUGCCACAGCAGCAGGUUGCCAGCUCGUUGCCAGUUGUGAUAUUGCCGUGGCAUCUAAUAAGUCGACGUUUGCCACCCCAGGGGUCAAUGUUGGUCUGUUUUGUUCAACACCUGCUGUUGCCCUUGGCAGAGCUGUACCCAGGAAGGUGGCCCUGGAGAUGCUUUUUACUGGUGCACCAAUCUCUGCCAACGAUGCUUUACUUCAUGGCCUGGUGAGCAAAGUUGUCCCAGAAGAAAAACUAGAAGAGGAAACCAUGAAAAUUGUUAAGAUGAUCUGUAAAGCCAGUAGGCCUGUAGUGGCUCUGGGAAAGGACACAUUUUAUAGACAAAUGGCUCAGGAACGUAAAACUGCAUACAGAUUGGCCUCCCAGGUUAUGGUAGAAAAUUUAGCACUGAUAGAUGGACAAGAAGGGAUAAAAGCCUUCAUUGAAAAACGCCAGCCUGUUUGGACAAAUUCACCUGAUAAUGCCCAUGAGUAGAGCAAUAAAAACUGAGGAUAUAUUUUUUUUUU
Messenger RNA from Polypterus senegalus (gray bichir), 967 nucleotides. It is a transcript of the gene echdc3, whose product is annotated as enoyl CoA hydratase domain containing 3. Lineage: Eukaryota; Metazoa; Chordata; Cladistia; Polypteriformes; Polypteridae. Gene Ontology annotation, molecular function: hydro-lyase activity. The transcript has 5 exons. Bases 48 to 935 code for a protein of 295 amino acids. Gene Ontology annotation, cellular component: mitochondrion. The record is from RefSeq and is a predicted model, not a curated record.